Colletotrichum graminicola M1.001 is the source of this 2400-nucleotide messenger RNA. RefSeq names its product capsule biosynthesis phosphatase. The record is from RefSeq and is a predicted model, not a curated record. NCBI's taxonomy places the organism in Eukaryota, Fungi, Ascomycota, Sordariomycetes, Glomerellales, Glomerellaceae. Bases 1 to 2400 code for a protein of 799 amino acids. Gene Ontology annotation, biological process: biosynthetic process. The transcript has 4 exons.
AUGGCUCCAUCAACGGCAGCCGCCAACGGCGCUGCCGCCAACGGCGACAUCAACCGUGAGCCCAUCAACGUCAUUAUUCCCAUCGGCGGCAUUGGCUCUCGCUUCGCAAAGGAGGGUUACCGCUACCCGAAGCCGCUGAUCAACAUUGUCGGCCGGCCUAUGCUGCUGUGGCUUAUUGACAACCUGAGCCUUAAGCCUGGCGACACCCUGUGGAUGGCCAUCAACGAGGAGGUCGACGACGAGUUCAGAAUCGGUCAGCUCGUGAGCAAGACCUUCUCCAAGAUCGACUUCAGACUGCUGCGCUUGCGUCACCAGACCAAGGGCGCUAGUGAGACGCUCUUCAUCGUGACCCAGAGUAUGACCAAGAAGCACCUCGAGCGCAGGACCGUCUCCCUCGACUGCGACACCAUUUACUGGGCCGACAUCCUUGAGGACAUCCGUAACAUGCCCAAGGGACAUGGCGGCUGCUUCUACUUCCCCGACCUUGGUGACAAGCCCAUUUUCUCUUACAUUAAGACGGAACCCACCAAGGACGGCUUGGAGCGCAUCAUCGAUAUUCAGGAGAAGAAGGCCAUUUCCAAUAAGGCGAAUACGGGCGCGUAUGUCUUCCCGUCUGCUGCCCAGCUCAAGUCGUGGGCUGCCGAGAACCUUGACAUGAAGAGGCCCGACGGCUCCGAAGUGGGCGAGUACUACACCUCGCAGAUGAUCGCCCUCAUGAUCCAGAACGGCGUUCCCUACCUGGGCAUGCCCGUCAGCACCAAGGACUUCAGCGUUGUCGGCACGCCCGAGCAGCUCAAGGACCUCCUGAAGCUGCUCAAGACCGACACCUCCAACCUCCCCAUCAAGCUGAAGAAGCGUCGUUUCUGCUUCGACCUCGACAUGACCCUGGUCGGUGUGCCUGCCGUGGCCGGAGACUAUUCCACCUGCCCUCCGAUUGAGAAGAACAUUCGCCUCGUGCAGCAGCUGUAUAACGCGGGCCACUACAUAAUCAUUCAAACGGCGCGUCGCAUGCGGACACAUCACGGAAAUCUGGGCUCGGUCCUCGCGGAUGUCGGCCCGGUUACCUUUGCCCAAUUGGCCAAGUACGAGAUUCCCUACCACGAUAUUCAUUUCGGCAAGCCUUACGCCGAUGUCUACGUCGAUGACCUGGCGGUCAAUGCCAACUUGGAUACUAUGCGGGAGAUCGGUUGGCUUCUGGACGAGCAGGACCCAGCUGCGCUGAUCGGGCAAGAUGCGGGCACUGCAGAGGAUGCAAAGAAGGCCGGCAUGAUCGCCGCUCGCGAUUUCAACACCAUCCAGAUCAUUGGUGAUAAGGUGAUCAAGUCAAGCAAGUCGGAGAACAUCCUCGGCGAGCUCUUCUUCUACUCCCAUAUGCCCGCCGAAAUCGCACACAUCUUUCCGACUGUGUACAACGUCGACUACAUCCCCGACACCACCACCUACAACAUCACCAUGGAAAACCGCCGUGGCUUGACCUUCUCUCACCUUCUAGUCGGACGCUCAAUUACCAAGGGCCGCCUCAUCUCCUUGCUGAAGGCUCUCCACUCUGUCCACACCACAGCCAGCACCGACAAGGCCACUCUCAACAUUCCCAGUGCUCUGGAAAAGAAGUUUGAAGAGCACUCCCUUGCGCGGGCGAACAACCGCGUCAAUAUUUACGCAAACUACGGCUCGAAGCUGCGUAGCCGGUACUACCAGAACCAGAAGAAGUACGAUGCACUUGGUCCCCUGGCCGCGUCUCUUUUCGCCCGGAUUAACGAGUUCCUCGAUACCUACGAGGCCGAGGAGAAAGGUGUUCACGCGCAAGUCAUCCACGGUGACCCCGUCUUCAGCAAUGCCAUCCUAUCCAAGGACGAGAAGCUCGUCAGCUUCAUCGAUGUGCGCUGCCAGCUUGAGAACACCUUGACCCCCGAGGGCGACAUCCACUACGAUCUCGGCAAGGUUUUGCAAUCCCUUUGCGGCUACGACCACAUCCUCUUUAUGAGCGCCAACAACCACGACCUGCGCGGCGCUCUCGACAGCGACCAGCCCCUUCUUGACGAGGCCGACUCGGACCUCCUCUCGAGUCUACAAGAGCACUUUUUCACCUUCCUCGAAGAGACGUACUCCGUACGCCUGCACCGCAAGACCCUCUUCCGCAUCACCGCCUCUCUCUUCUUCAGCCUCAUUCCCCUGCACCGACCGGAGCUGGGCGCCGUCUUCCUGCGCAUGUGCAAGGAGACUCUUGACAAGGCGAGCAACAUCAACUACGGCCCCGGCACGCGAUCCACGGCAGGCGCCACGCUUAGCCGGCGGGCCAGCUCCAACUUUGGCGGAGAGGAGAAGGCCCGUGAGAUGCCCAUCGUUUCUGGCAAGGGAGAGAAUCUCUCCAUUCCCAAUGUCGUCGUCACGGCGAAAUAG